Molecule: messenger RNA, 1227 nt
Organism: Aspergillus ibericus CBS 121593
Lineage: Eukaryota; Fungi; Ascomycota; Eurotiomycetes; Eurotiales; Aspergillaceae
Product: nucleoside-diphosphate-sugar epimerase
Exons: 4
Coding region: 77-1108 (343 amino acids)
Source: RefSeq, a predicted model, not a curated record
AAUCAGCGUAGUGGCAUCACUCAAUUACGACACAUCAGAACACAUCGACCAUAUCGAUCGAAGCAGAUACAGCAAUAUGACCACCCUCCCUAAGAUCUUCAUCACCGGCGCAACCGGCUACAUCGGCGGGGAUGCCCUCUAUGCCCUCUUCGCCAAGCAUCCCGAGUACAGCUAUACCGCUCUCGUCCGAUCGUCGGACAAGGCCCAGCAGGUCCAAGCCCAGUACCCCUCCAUCCGGGUGGUGAUUGGCGACCUCGAUGACUCGGCGCUUCUUGAGAAGGAGAGUGCCGGGGCGGAUAUCGUCCUGCACACUGCCGACGCCUCCGACCACGAAGGCGCCGCCAAAGCCAUCGCCGCCGGCCUGGCAAAGGGCCACUCGAAAGAGAAGCCCGGAUACUGGCUACACACCGGCGGCACCGGCAUUCUGACCUUCCACGAUACCGACCGGAAUGUCUUUGGCGAGCACAGCGACAAGGUGUACGAUGAUUGGGACCAUGUGGAUGAACUGCUGAAUCUGCCGGAACACGCCUUCCACCGGAAUGUAGAUCGCGUGGUGUUGGAGACGGGCAAGACCAAGGCGGGGGUGGUGCAGACGGCGCUGAUCUGUCCGCCUACGAUUUACGGACGGGGUCGUGGUCCGGUGUCGCAGCGCGGACGACAGGCCUAUGCGCUGGCCAAAGUGACGCUGCAGCUCAAGAAGGGUCCGAUUAUCGGACCCGGCAAGGCGAUCUGGAAUAACAUCCACGUGCAUGAUCUGAGUGAUUUGUAUGUGUUGCUCGUGGAGGCGGCGGUGCAGGGCCGGGAGGAUCCCGAGCUCUGGGGGGCGCGCGCCUAUUAUCUGACCGAGAACGGGGAGCACGUCUGGGGCGAGUUGGCCAAGGCGACGGCGCAGACGGCCGUGGAAUUGGGCUUGAUUUCGGAAGCUAAGGCGGGGUCGAUCAGCCUGGAAGAUGCGAAGAAGUACGCGGGGUAUGAGUCGCUGAGUUGGGGGAUGAACUCCCGCGGACGGGCCCGGAGAGGCUCGAAGGUGCUGGGAUGGACGCCAUCGAGGCCGAGUCUGGAGGCGACGCUGCCGGAGAUCUUGGAGGAUGAGGUGGCACGGCUGUAGCCUACCACUGCAAUGAGCCAUGGCACGAUGCGGCUUCAAUAUAUCGAGCUGCUAUGCUAUGUCUCAAGCUACUAGAUUCCAGACAAAGCUAGAUGAAUAUACUAGUACUUCCCACUAGC